ACACACACACACACACACUCUCUCUCUCUCUCUCUCACCCUGCUCCCUUGCCGUCCCGUCCCCUCCACAGUCUGUGGCAGCCAGUCAGGCAAACCUUUCUCUCCGGUGGAGUAGAAAGGAGAAGUUGAGCUGGCAAAAGUGGAUGGCCUCUUCGUGAAAGAUCAGUCUCAGAGGUCAGUUCGACAAACAUUCCAGUCUCGUGUGAUUAUGAACAUACCCCACGAGUUGAUGAUUCUGCUUGUAUCGUCCGAAAUUGUGGUACAGAUUAGUAGAGAAUUAGAGUUGAGAUGAUAAAUCAUCGAUAGACUAUGUUCGAGGAUUCUAGCCCGUGUAGCCUCAGAAAAUCCUUGUUUCCUCGGUCUCCUAAUUCAGAGAUGAGUUGAUUCCAACUUUGAGUCUGAUUGUGGGACUCCACAGGCCGAAACAUUACUUGGGUAUCUGAGAGAACCGAGGAAAGAGGUGUCCUCUUCCAAUCCUGUGGAGAGGAAUAACAUCUUCAGCUGAAGGCAUUGCAAAUUCAAGUUGCUGUUAGAACAAGAAAUUGUAUUGAAGAAGAAAAUGGAACACACAUGCCGUGAAUGCAAGAAGUGGCAAGAACAUUGGUACUGGAAUCACCUUGAACCAACUCAAAUUCGUUUCUCCAGGAUUAUCACUGCCACAUUCAUUAAUCAAGGAUUGGUUGUUCCAAUAAAAAUUGUCUCCAAGUUCACCGAACAACUUGUGAACACUACAAUUCUGAAGAACCUGAGUGGAAAAACAUGGACCAUAGGACUAGAAGAAAGGCAUGGGGAGUUAGUUUUUCAACAGGGCUGGGCUGCUUUUGUGAGUUAUUACUCUCUGAAGCAAGGAGACAUAAUGACUUUUCAGUAUGGAGGGGAUUCCACAUUCACUGUCUCUAUGUUUGAUGGUGAGAGUGGUUAUGAGAAGGUAGGCCUCCCAGUACCAAACUUACAAGGAAGGGAGACCAACGUUCAUGUGGAGUACUCCAGAGAAGGUUCUCUCUUAGAUGAUUCUUCUUCAGAUGAAUCCAGUCAACCCAGCUCACCCAUGAACAACAACAACACUAGAGUUACUGUGGAGAGUGAACAAUCAGAUGAUGGUAAAUCGGGUCAUGGUAAGGCAAAGGCUGAGACUCAGACUCAGACUGAAUCAGAGAGUGAAGAUUACAAUCUACCGAGGAAGAAGGCUAGAAAUGCUGAAAGCAGUUCAAGGAUGCACCGGCGUUCCACUCGUCUGUCCACCUCAAGGAAAGGAAAAUCUGUUUGCAAAGACAUGAACUCAAGAGUAUAUGCAGAUACUGGUAGAAGGGUCAUCAAUCUAGAUAAGACCUAUCCCACUCAUUUUUUGUCAGGAAGAAGACCAGUAUCUAGAGCAGAGAUAGAGAAAACUUAUCAACUGGCUAGUGCAUUUCCAUCAAACAAGCCCAGUUUUACUGUUUCCAUGCUGCCCACCCAUGUUAGCAGAAGGUUUUUCUUGACAAUUCGUAAAGAAUUUCUAAAAAAGCAUAUUCCAGAAAGCACGAAAGAAGUGGUCCUCCGUGUUCCUCCAGGUAUGAAGAAAUGGGUAAUCACAUAUGAUGGAAAUGAUAGAGGCUAUGGAAAUGGACUGAGUGGAGGAUGGAUGAAUUUCGUGUGGGAUAACAACUUAGAAGUGGGUGAUGCUUGUGUGUUUCAGAUCACCCAACUACCUCCAGGAAAUGAAUACCUCAAGACCACCAUAGCCAUGGAUGUUAAGAUGUUUCGAGUUGUAAAGAAAAUCACCAAGUUGACAAAGCUUAGUCGAAACCUCCUCUUGAAAGGAGAAUGCAGCACAUGAACAUGAUAUCUGCUUCCUACAGGACAUGAAUUCUACUUCAUUGGUGGAUGGAUAGGUAGUGAUUAUUUGAAUUUCAUGUAAGACUCAAUUGAAUUUGAACCAGCUUUGUUUUUGGGGUUGAUUUGAGGAUUGGCCCUGAAUUUAUUUGUUUUAGACUCAAUUGAACUUGAUUAUCUAUAAUUUUUCUAAUGUUAAA
Molecule: messenger RNA, 2011 nt
Organism: Macadamia integrifolia
Lineage: Eukaryota; Viridiplantae; Streptophyta; Magnoliopsida; Proteales; Proteaceae
Product: B3 domain-containing protein Os12g0592300-like
Exons: 6
Coding region: 559-1815 (418 amino acids)
Molecular function (GO): DNA binding
Source: RefSeq, a predicted model, not a curated record